AACACUUAUGUAUAUUUUUACAUAACAUGGGAUCCCAGGAACACUGAGUGCGAUCUUCUUGUAACUCUAACAUAGAAUAUCUAGAGUUUUCCAUGCUUUUACUUCAUCGCCCCAUGACGCAUUCAUAUAGAUUAGGUUAUCGAGACACCAGAUUUCGCCAUGACUUGCGAAAAACGUAAGCCUUUCUUGUACAUUCAUUUAAAUAGCGUGUAUGUGUAGUAGCCUACCCAUAGAUGUACUAUGGUAGUACCAAAGCACAAGACGCCAGGAAACACUGUAUUAAAUUCAAGGAAGUUAUAUGGUCCUUAACUAAAUUUUGAUAUUCUACGAUUAUCGAUGACAUGUUUUCAGUAACAAGCCUACAAAAGGAUACAUGUAUUUCAUGGAAUAGAAAUAGAUCCAAGCGAAAUAUUAUCGCCCAGAGAUAUAUUUUCUAAGAAAGUAAAAGUGGAGCCAGCAUUAAAUUCCGAUUAAAUAGCUGCUUAAUAAAACUAUUAUCUAUUUGUUCCUCGUGAUUUUACUCCUUCUUUUUACUGAAAAAACAACAACAGUUCGAAUUCCGAUUUCCGAAGAUACUUUUUAAUGUACAAUAUGGCAGCGUCCAUGCCAUAGAGUAGAGAAACUGAAAGGUACGUUUUACCACAUGUGCACACAAUAUUGAAUGAAAGAGGAAUCAUGGCUGACGACGAUUUUCCUUUUGAUUUAUACACUGGGUCGGACACAGGCUUUUUGAAAGGAUGUUUACUGUCGAACAAGACAGCAACACAAAUUAACCAGAUUGAAGAACCAAAGAAAGAAUUGGGUAUAACUUGUCUGGCUUGGGGGAAUGACGAAAGAUCAGUUAUUUGCACUGGCUGUAAAUAUGGACGUGUGUAUUGUUAUUCUUUGAAAUCGGCCUCUUGUGUUCAACUGCACGAGGACCAUCAUUCUGAUACAAGUCAGUCACAAAAGAUAGCUCUGAAGGAAAUUAGAUACUCAGAACCAGACUUGAAUCUUAUUUCAGCAUUCAGUAAUGGUUUGGUGAAAGUGGCCCAUUUUGAAGAAAUAUCAUGGGAAGAAGGAGAGAACACACCUAGUAGACCUACUCAUGAAAUCGGUGCUGGAAAUGACCUUUAUUGUAUGGACUUUAAUCUGAACUCUAGGACUCUGAUUGCUACUGGAGGUAAGAAAAAUCCUCUAAAGAUCUGGGAUAUCACGAAACCCGACCAGCCACCCACAUUUACAGCAAAAAAUGUUAAAAAUGACUGGCUGAAUCUGCAUGUUCCUGUGUGGGAAACGAAAGUUCAAUUUAUUCCUGGAGGAGACAAAGUAAUCACAGGAACUGGCUAUGCCCAAAUCAGGAUGUAUGAUCCAUCAAGUGUUCAAAGGCGGCCUGUCCUUGAAAUGAAAUUUGAAGAGAAUCCAAUUACAGCACUUUCUGUCAGACCAGGAGUAGAGCAUCAAGUAGUUGUUGGUAAUACUCUUGGUAAUAUUGCCUUAUUAGACAUUCGAAAGAAAGGUGUGGUGAAAAGCUUCAAAGGAUCACGUGGUGGAGUUACAGAUAUAAAGUUUCAUCCAUCGCGCCCUGUCUUUGCAAGUUGUGGUAUAGACAGAUUUGUGAAUUGUUUUGACCUGGAACAGCACAAACACCCUCUUUAUUCUGUUUACAUGCAUUCUUCUUUAAACUGUUUGUUGUUUUCAUCGAAAUGGUCCCCUGACGAUUCUGCAGGUCACGAUGAUGCAACGAUAGAGGGAUCAGACAAUUUGGAACCAACCGCUAUCAGUGAUGGAGUUGAGGGUAAAGUAAAGAAAGAUUUUCAUGAGGAUGAAAAUGAUGAAGAGGAAGAUGUUUGGAAAUCAAUGGCUGUUGUGAAGACAAAGAAGCGCAAGCAGGAUUCUAAUUUUUCUCCAAUAAGGACAAAAACGAAAAAGUGAGACAAAAGACAAAGAAAAUGUUGACCUUGAGUAAAAGGCUAUGAAAGGAGAACAAGACUUACGCAAGGUUGAAGGUGUGAGGUUUUCUACUGUUUUAGUCGCAGGUCAUUUUAUAAUCUGCUAAAAUAACUCACCUUAAUUGACUUCCACUGUGGGGGUGGGGGGAUCAUAAUGUGAGUAGGGCUUUUACACUUUCCCAACGGCUCGCUGACCUAGCCUCGCUGGACCGAGAGCCGCAAAAUAUGGCUCGAGUGGUUCGCUAUCUAUUCCAAUCCAGCAAUGAAAUUCUCGGCCGAUCCAGGUUUUCAAAAUGAUAGAAUAGACUUCCUGUUAGCAGAUACAAAA
Aplysia californica (California sea hare) is the source of this 2259-nucleotide messenger RNA. RefSeq names its product WD repeat-containing protein 74. The record is from RefSeq and is a predicted model, not a curated record. Gene Ontology annotation, cellular component: nucleolus; preribosome, large subunit precursor. Bases 676 to 1914 code for a protein of 412 amino acids. Gene Ontology annotation, biological process: ribosomal large subunit biogenesis. The transcript has a single exon. Gene Ontology annotation, molecular function: protein binding. Lineage: Eukaryota; Metazoa; Mollusca; Gastropoda; Aplysiida; Aplysiidae.